CCAGAGUCGCAGACGGCGAGAGGGCGCGUAAGAGCGCACACACACUCUCCAAGGCGCCUCCCACAGACGCACACAGACACACACACGGGCGCGCGCUCGCGCACACACACACACACACACACACACAGAAGGCACAGUUUCUCACUCUGGAAGAAAGUGUCCGUGUGUAGUGUGUAGUAUUAGCAGUCGGGGUUGCAGCGCUGCAUCGCUGGGUCCUGAUGUCUUCUCCGAGGAAUAGUUAAGCGCUGAGGGGGAAAAAAAAACGGGAGUUCCCGGUUUUACUUUUAUUUAUUUAUUUAUUUUAUACACUAUCAGUUCUGACCUGAUCUGAUCGAUGCAGAACGGCUGCACGGGGACUUUACGCGAGGAUUUAACAUGCUCCGGUUUUAAGAGGAAGUAACACUACAGAUCCACCGCAACUCUGUUGGAAUUACGACUUUUUUUUUUCUGGAAAGAUUCAAAAUGGAACAGAUGAAGACUCGCACCGGAGCCACAGCACUGACCCUCCUCGCGCUCCUGCAUCUUGCGUUUUUGGUCACACCGGCGGCGGCGGUGACGCGCGAUCCUCCCGGUAAGACUCUGAAGUACAAAGUUCUGGAGGAGCAGCGCGUUGGCACCGUGAUCGGCAGGCUGCGGGAGGACGCGGCGGCAGCACUGGCGCGUUUACCGAGCUCGGUGUCGCCGCGCUUUCGCGCUAUGCACGCAGGCGGCAGCGCGCCGCUGAUCGCCGUGCGCGAGGAGGAUGGUGAGAUCAGUGUGGGCUCGCGGAUUGACCGAGAGGCGCUGUGCGGCAGCCACCCGAACUGCACGCUCGAAUUUGAUGUGGUCACUCUGCCCGCUGAGCACCUGCAACUCUUCCGUGUCCAGGUUGAGGUGCUUGAUGUGAAUGACCACCCGCCCCGGUUUGGCCGGUCAGUUGUGCCUGUGGAGAUUUCAGAGAGCGCAGCCGUGGGAACGCGCCUGCCAUUGGACGCCGCUUCAGACCCGGAUGUGGGUGACAACGCGCUGCAUGCAUACUCACUUGAGCGAAAUGGCUUCUUCCGCAUUGAUGUCCGCACUCGUACCGAUGGUGCCCGUUACGCUGACCUGGUUGUUGUACGAGAGCUGGACAGGGAGACCCAGUCGAGCUUCCAACUUCUCCUCAGUGCAGCUGAUUCAGGCUCGCCGCCACGGUCUGGGUCCACACUUCUCAAAAUCAAUGUUCUGGACUCCAAUGACAACAGCCCAGUGUUUGAACAGCAGGCCUAUUCCGUCAGCCUUCCGGAAAACUCUCCACCUGGAACACUGCUGGUGGAUUUGAAUGCCACAGACCCAGAUGAAGGCACCAAUGGCAAGAUCAUCUACUCCUUCAGCAGCCAUGUGUCACUCAAGAUUCUUGAGACAUUCAAGAUUGACCCUGAAAAUGGACAAAUCACUUUAAUCAAGAAGGUAGAUUAUGAGACUACAUCGUCCUACGAGCUUGAUGUCCAAGCGCAGGACAUGGGGCCUAACUCAAUUCCGGGCCACUGCAAGAUCAUUGUUAAAGUGGUGGAUGUAAAUGACAAUAAGCCUAAAAUUAAUAUCAACCUGAUGACGCAGGGGAAGGAGGAGGUGGCCUACAUCUCAGAGGCAGCACCAGUAGACACCUUCAUCGCAUUGGUGCGUGUGGAUGACAGUGACUCUGGUCUGAAUGGAGAAGUGACAUGCAAACUGCAUGGCCACGGCCACUUCCGGCUGCAGAAAACCUAUGAGAACAACUACAUGAUCCUGACCAAUGUGUCUCUAGACCGUGAGAAGCGUUCUGAAUACAGCCUGACGGUGAUCGCAGAAGACAGAGGUUCUCCUAGCCUCUCUACCAUCAAACAUUUCACAGUGCAAGUGCAGGAUGAGAACGACAACCCACCUCGCUUUGAGAAGAGCCGCUAUGAGAUCUUCAAGUCUGAGAACAAUUCACCUGGUGCAUAUCUCACCUCGGUGUCAGCCACUGAUCCAGAUCUGGGCACCAAUGGUCAGGUGACCUACUCUAUCCUGGAAAGCACAGUUCAGGGGAGCUCCAUCUCCACCUAUGUGACCAUCGACCCGUCCAAUGGUGCCGUGUAUGCGCUGAGGAGCUUCGAUCGUGAGGAAGUGGGCCGCUUGGCGUUCACAGUUCAAGCGCAGGAUGGUGGAGGCGGGGCCUCACUCAGUGCCAAUGCCACUGUCAUCCUGACUGUUCUAGAUGAGAAUGACAAUGCGCCAAUCAUUGUGGCACCAGCACUCAGCAACCACACAGCCGAUGUGCCACUUUGGAGGCAGGCCGAACCUGGGCGCUUGGUGACGGCCAUCAAGACCAGCGAUCGGGAUGCAGGAGCCAAUGGAGAAGUGACGUGCUCCAUUGUGGGAGGAAACGAAGAGGGGUUGUUCUUGAUGGAACCGCGAAGGUGCGAGCUCAGGACCAAUGGAAGUGUGGAUUCGUUGGGACGGGAGAGUUUUGACCUAGCUGUGUUGGUUCAGGACCGCGGGGCGUCUACCCGUCUCUCCACUCGUGCCGUUCUUCAUAUCCUGUUACGCGACCACUCCGAGAGUCACAUUGUCCUACCUUCUGAUUCUGGCAGCCAGGCCCCACUUGACCUCUCCAUGAUCAUUAUCAUCUCUCUGGGCGCUAUCUGCGGUGUGCUGCUGCUCGUCAUGGUCUUGUUUGCGACACGCUGCUCUAGAGACCAGAAGGACCCACGCCACUCAUACAACUGCCGUGUGGCAGAGUCCACUUACCAGAACCACCCCAAGAAACCGGCCAGGCAGAUCCACAAGGGUGACAUCACACUGGUGCCCACUGUGAAUGGAACACUGCCUGUGAGGGCACAUCCACGCUCACCUUCAGGGUCUCCGGCACCUGACAGCAGGCACAGCCACCACAGCCGUCAGUCACUCAACAGCCUUGUCACCAUCUCCUCCAAUCAUGUGCCAGAAAACUUCGCUUUGGAGCUUGCUCAUGCCACACCACCUGUGGAGCAAGUCUCACAGCUUCUGUCCAUACUUCAUCAGGGCCAGUACCAACCCAGACCGAGUUUCCGUGGCAACAAAUACACUCGGAGCUACAGGUAUGCGCUGAAUGAGAUGGAUAAGUUCAGCCUGAAGGACAGUGGCCGAGGGGACAGUGAGGCCGGAGACAGUGACUGUGAGAUGGGAAGAGAGUCUCCAUUGCUGGGAGAGGGAUUCGGUGAGGUCUUCACUCCUGAUGGACAGCACCGACCACACCCAGCGAUGAAGCUGUGUACGGAAGAGUGUCGCGUCCUGGGCCAUUCCGAUCAGUGCUGGAUGCCCCCACUGACCUCACAGGCUACAGCCGAUUACCGAAGCAACCUUUACAUUCCAGGUGAGGAUCCUCAGCAGGCUCCCGCCCCUGAAACUACCCAAUCAGGAGAGUCCACCCUGAAGAAGAAAAGCUUCUCUACUUUCGGUAAAGAGAGCGAGGAAGAGGAAGGGCAAGAGGGCGAAGCAGAGAAAGGAGAGGACCUUUGCGGGACCACAUCUCUUCUCUCAGAGAUGAACAGUGUUUUCCAGAGGCUCCUCCCCUCAUCACUGGAUGCCUACACUGAGACCAAUGAGACAGAGAGAGUGCCUGUGGGGACGGGGUCACUUGAACGGAGGAAGGGUCACCUGCCAGGUAAAGCGAAUGCCGCCUCGGCCUAUCAGCAUGGCGUAGCAGCCUGGGCCGCCAACACGCAUUUCCAGAACCCAGGUCACGGCCACGCGCCCGCCAGUCACAUGUCUACCUCACUGGCGGCUCCGCCUCUUGCUGCACCUCUAUCCAUGUCAGCUUCCUGUUCAAAAUGGCUGCCGGCAAUGGAGGAGAUUCCAGAAAACCACGAAGAGGAUGAGCUGGAGUCGGUGCUGCAUGGCAAACGUUGCGAGAGCCGCAGCGAGAUCAUGGACGCCAGCGAGCUUGUCGCAGAGAUUAACAAACUUCUACAGGACGUGCGGCAAAGCUAGAAACAGAUACCGCUGAACAUAAAUUAAACACGCAAUGCGCGAAAAGUGGUAUUUAAAACAAACAAAAAAAAAAUCGGAGACCUGCAAUUGUCCUUAAAGUUGCAUUUCUGACGUCACGUGUUUUGUGAAUGCUAAUUAUCCAAAUGAUGUAUGGAUUUCCUUGUUUUUUUUUGGGGGACACAGUGUACACAAUGUGAGUGUAUUUAUCUUUGUAUUUCAAAAAUACAAUUUGUAGUCUUUAUAUUUAUAAAAAAAAACGCCAUGUACAUAAACGUAAGCAAUCAGAUUUUUAUUUUUAUAUUUUGAACGCAUGUUGAGAAAAUAAUCAAGGCUGACAUGCCAAUGUAAAUAGUCCUAUUUAUGAAAACAAAAAAACACAUUUUUAUGUUAUUGUUACAUAUAUAAUAUAAGUAUAUUGAGAUUAUUGUGUUAUGGGGAGGGAAGCAUGUCGGGGUUUCGUAUUUAUAAUGGUGUAUUCUUGAUGUAUUGUGUCAAGCUCGGUUUAUGUUAAAAUAAAAAGAAGUUGGACCUGU
Pangasianodon hypophthalmus (striped catfish) is the source of this 4484-nucleotide messenger RNA. RefSeq names its product protocadherin 18b (gene pcdh18b). Gene Ontology annotation, cellular component: plasma membrane. The record is from RefSeq and is a predicted model, not a curated record. The coding region runs from base 463 to 3951 and encodes 1162 amino acids. Lineage: Eukaryota; Metazoa; Chordata; Actinopteri; Siluriformes; Pangasiidae. Gene Ontology annotation, biological process: homophilic cell-cell adhesion. Gene Ontology annotation, molecular function: calcium ion binding. The transcript is spliced from 4 exons.